Drosophila subobscura is the source of this 1351-nucleotide messenger RNA. RefSeq names its product protein mushroom body miniature-like. Lineage: Eukaryota; Metazoa; Arthropoda; Insecta; Diptera; Drosophilidae. The record is from RefSeq and is a predicted model, not a curated record. The transcript is spliced from 2 exons. Bases 11 to 1351 code for a protein of 446 amino acids.
ACAGGAGCCCAUGCCUAAUGCUGUUUUCUACUACGAUCCUAUCGUACCACAACCACCAGUGAUGGGCGGGGGCUUGGAGGUACCACUGCUACCUGAGAUCACCAUGAAGUCCCUUCCGUUAGCAGCAGAGCCGCUUGUCAUUGAACCGAAACCGGCAGUGCCAUUUGUUGGCGUUAACAUCAAUAAGGAGAAGAAAGACGCUCCAGCUGUGAAGCCUGGACCGAAGCCUGUCGAAAAGCCAGCGGAGAGCAGCGAUGAGAGCAGCGAUGAGAGCUCUUCCAGUAGCUCAGACUGGAGCUUAGAGCCUGGUGAAGUGGUCACAGCGCAAGUCGUGAAAACGAAGGUGGAGCCACCAGCUGCCAAGCCACUAUCUGCCAAGCCACCAUCUGCCAAGCCACCAGCUGCCAAGCCACCAGCUGCCAAGCCACCAGCAGCUAAGGCACCAGCAGCUAAGGCACCAGCAGCUAAGGCACCAGCAGCUAAGCCACCAGCGGCCAAGGCACAAGCUUCCUCUUCGUCUUCCUCAUCUUCCGAGAGGUCUGACACUGACAGUGAUGAUAGCCCACCGCCAGCUAAAAACAAAACAGCAACAAAAGAGAAGGAAGCGAGUGGCAAGACAUCUAAGAAAUUGAAGAAAAGCCUAUCCCAGGAGGAUGUCAUUUGCUUGGGCACUCUGAAGCGACACUACACCAUAACCGAUACCGAUGAGGAGAGCAGCGAGGCGGGCGAGGACGAGGAUGAGCAGCAGAAAUCCAGCAAAAGUAAAACCAAGAAAAAACCCGACAAUCGCUGUGGAAUUUGCGACAAGAAGAUGAUCUGCAUUAACUGCUCGGCCCAGUAUCAUAGCCUCAAGGACUGUCCAAAGCCACCGAACAUGAACGUUGCUCCGCAGUCAUAUUUCGAGCAGAUGGCCAUGCAGCAGAUGGCCAUGCAGCAAAUGGCCAUGCAGCAGAUGGCCAUGUUCAAUGUGGAGCAGCAACGUUUUGCCGUGCCAGCACUGUCAACCGCCACACUCUCGUCCGCUCCUGGCAAGUCGAAGAAGGAGAAAAAGACUCCCAAGAAGACCAAGAAAACGCCACAGAAGAAAAUGAAGCACGACGAUGAGGAGGCAGGCGACGACGAUGAGAAGGCAGGCGACGGCGAUGGCGAAGAUUCUGAACCAUCCAGUGAUGAAGCAGCACCCGUCUCGAAGCAAAAGCAAAAGCGAAAGCGGAAUACAAAGCAGACAAAUCCGCAGGCUGCCACAAAUUUACCACCACAAGCGUUACCAUUUCCCAUGAUGACUGCGAGCGCACCUUACAGCUCCAUGAUGUAUCCAUGUGGCUUUCCCUUUAGCUUUCCUAAACAAUAA